Molecule: messenger RNA, 2228 nt
Organism: Hydra vulgaris (swiftwater hydra)
Lineage: Eukaryota; Metazoa; Cnidaria; Hydrozoa; Anthoathecata; Hydridae
Source: RefSeq, a predicted model, not a curated record
UUUUUAAUAUAAAAGUUAAAAAUACUCAUGAUGCUAUUGUGAUAAACUAAUGGAUGAGAAAGAAGUUCAAUAUAUUUUUGGAUUAUUAGCAGAUGAAUUCGGAAAGUGCCAAUUUGAUGGCAAAGGUUCUAUACAGACACAAAUGUUACAAAAAUAUUAUCAAUCUAUUAGAUUCUAAAUUGACUGAGGAAAUUAUUGACAUAAUUAUCUGAAUACCAUAUUUAUAAACACCAUGUAUUUUAAGAUCUCCUCUUUACUUAUAAAAAGAAAUUGCUUGUCCACUGGAUUGGCAGGUCAAUCAAACAUAUUUACUCUCGAUGCUCGCCAAGCAGGUUGUGGAGACUUUGAUGUAGUUAUUAAUGGAGAAUCUCGCGCCUCUAUUGAGUACAUUGAAGAAGAAGAAGCUUUCUUUAAGAUAAAAUAUCAAGUAGUUUCUCCUGGCGAUUAUAUUAUAGAAGUUAAAUACGCAGAAAAGCACAUUCCAGGAAGUCCGUUUGCUGCAAAAAUAUUAGAUCCAAACGUCGAAGAAUCACAUCGAAGAAACGUCGAAGAUCGUGUUUUAAAUCAGUUAGAUUUGAGAAACCGAUCAGAAAGUAAUAACUCAAAUGGAUCCGAUGCUCAGGCAUCAACAAGCGAUAUAUGCAAAGGCACAACCAAUUUACCUAUAGAAGCACAAGUUCAUACCCCAUCUGGAAAAAUAACCUUUGGUAAAAUUGCCAAAAAAAUCAAUGGUGAAUACGCCAUAAAUUUUCCUCGUGAAGAAGAGGGAACUUAUAAAGUUAUUUUAAUAAAUAAGAAAACAAACUCAAUACUUCCAGGAUCUCCUUACGAAGUCGUUGUUAAAAGAAAACUCUGUUCAAAUACUUUAACUAUUGCAAAUAUCGGUGAAGCAAACUGCUUCAGCAUUUUUGGAACAAAAGGUUUGGACUUGAGAAAUUUAUGCGUUGCGGUGGUGGGUCAGGCGGGAAUGAAACUGAGAGUUUUUCAAAACGAUGCAGACUCGAUUGAUAUUUUGUAUGAAGUGAAACGAGCUGGCAUCUAUUUAUUUCAUAUACACGAUAAUAGCCGACAUUUACCAGGUAGUCCUUUUAAUGUUAAAAUCAACAAAAAAAAUAUAUGGAAAGAAAAUACAGACGAUAUAGAAUUAAUAACUUACACUGUCACUAUCUGGCAUGGAUGUGAUGUAAAACGACAAACCCUAUCAACAAAAAUGGUUACUCCUACUGGUAAAAUUAUUGCACACACUGUUACUCGUCUCGGUCGAUUUUUAAUGGAGUUGAAAUUUAUGCCAUUGGAAAACGGUCGAUAUACUCUAUACAUUCAAUUUUCAGAUAAUAUUAUACAUACCUUUCAUAUUGAAGUAACAAAUUCCCGAUAUAGUAAAGAUUUGUUUAUUGUGUCAGGAGAAGGAAAGUAUACAGGUAUAUUAAAUCAACCUAACGAAGUUUAUAUUGAAUCAAUUGUUGCCCUAAAAGGAUUAUUUUCUGUAGAAAUAGAUGGUCCAGAUAAAGUAAAUAUUGUUCAAAAUCAUAAAGAUGAUGGAAAAAUAUUUAUAACUUAUAUUGCUCAAAAAUCAGGAAACUAUUUACUAUCAGUUAAAUACAACGGUUUUCACAUAGGAGGUAGUCCGUUUCAUAUUGUAAUGUUAGAGGAAAAUUUUAUUCGAAAACAAUCACUUGCAAUUAAAGCACCACCCAAAGUAUCUGAUCCACUUUUAUGCCGCGCCUUUGGAUUAGGUCUUAAAGAGGCCUGUGCUGCAGUUUCAAGCACAUUUACAGUAGAUGUUGUCAAUGCUGGCAGUGGGACGCUUAUGGCUGGCUUUGAAGAAAAUAAGUUUGUGCGAAAUGAAAUAGUAUGUAAAUAUAUAGGAGAUGGCAUUUACGAAGUUCAAUACAAAAUUGACAAACCAGGAUGCUAUUCGCUUUCUGUAUUAUGGAAUGGAAAUAAUAUACCUGGAAGUCCAUUCAAAGUAAACGUUAAAUCUUAAUAUUAAAUAAACUACUGUUGUUAUUUAGAAUAAGAUAUUUAUAUAUUUUUUAAGAAUGAUAACAAAAAAUUUAGAUUUAUAACCAAAAACUGUUAAAUUUUUUUAAUGAGUAAAAACUAAUGAGUUUUUACUUAUUACCAGACAUUAUAAGAACUUUUUUAUGCCUGGUUUUAUGUCAAAUGUUUUAAAAGAACCACGUUUAACAAUCAAUUGAGUUGAAUAGAAAAUUUUAUUAUGUAAA